This is a messenger RNA of Aspergillus sclerotioniger CBS 115572, 1269 nucleotides long. RefSeq names its product putative ubiquitin conjugating enzyme. Lineage: Eukaryota; Fungi; Ascomycota; Eurotiomycetes; Eurotiales; Aspergillaceae. The coding region runs from base 334 to 840 and encodes 168 amino acids. Gene Ontology annotation, cellular component: cytosol; endoplasmic reticulum. The record is from RefSeq and is a predicted model, not a curated record. The transcript is spliced from 3 exons.
CCCGCCAGGUACUCGUUCACGGCCGGCGUUAUCGUGCAGCCCCGCCUCCCACUCGCUCACCGCCCUGGCAUGAGCGAUUCUUCCCCAUCAACUGACAGUCUCUUCGUGACCCUCGGUCUACCUACCUGUUCCUCCCAGCUACGCCUCGGGGAUUUCCCUCCUACUCUCCUCAUCCCUUCCUUCUCCUCUGCCUGACUUCCUCCCCAUAUCGAGGGCCGUAUCUCUGCCCACCACCCACCAUCCACCCUCCUCUUCUUCUCUCUACCCCAACAGUGGUCACUUCGCCCCUCACCUCCUCCCCUCCCUUACCCCUCUCCGCCUUCUCUCUCAAUCAUGGCAACGACACCAGCCGGGCGUAUGCUCUCGCGUCAACUGCAGCAAAUGCAGUCGGACAAGGACAUUCCGGGGAUUAGUUGCGGCUUGGUCGACAGUAAUGUUUUCGAAUGGGAGGUCAUGCUUAUGAUCUCCGAUGAUGUCAAGCUGUACGGUGGAGGUUUCUUUCGCGCCCGUCUCACCUUCCCAACCGACUACCCCCAUAUGCCACCGAAGAUGAAGUUCGAGACGCCUUUGUUCCACCCUAACAUCUACCCUAACGGUGACGUCUGCAUUUCCAUCCUCCACCCCCCGGAGGAAGAUAAAUAUGGCUACGAAUCCGCGGCCGAGCGCUGGUCCCCCGUGCAAACACCCGAGACGAUUCUCCUCUCCGUCAUCUCCAUGCUUUCGAGUCCCAACGACGAAAGUCCUGCCAACGUCGAGGCUGCCAGAUUAUGGAGGGAGGACCCUAAGGAGUUCAAGAAGCGGGUGCGCAAGUGCGUCCGGGACAGCUUGGGAGAGGAGUGAAUCCACAUCCUUCUGUUCGUGGCGGUCGGUAGUGAACAAGUCUCUCUACCUCGGCUAUUUCUCUCAAUAUCUACUUUCAACCCGUCUUCUUGUUGUGAGGCUGCAUGAUAGACUGAACAGCUGGACCAUUUGGCGGAUGCACUUGAUGUCUAUCGAUGAGAUGCAUUUUCAUGUUCACUUUCACUUUUUUCUUUUUAUUUCUAUUCGCCCAUCUUUAUUCGCUGCGGAGUUUGUUCCUUUGUUCUGACUGGUUUAGGACGGAGUCGAUUCUAAUGUUCUUUCUAUGCUUAUUUUCUGGCCACCUGCAUGCAUCCAUGCUUGUCGUAUGUUAUUUUGCCCUGGUUAUAUAUCCCGUUGGAUUGCUGUCGGCGGAUUUCGUUCCGGUCGUGGCUUAUAAGAAAUGCGAUGGUGUCGUAGUCUGAAAAAAAA